UGCAAACUCUGCAAUAUAAUUCCGAUGGGUAAAAGAGACGAGGAAAGCAGCCACCACCGCCACGCCGCCCAUGACGGUGGAAACUUGGAAGCGCCACCGCUACUUCAGGCCGCCGUUCCAGCUUCAGCUUAUGAUGCUGCUGAGAAGCCGGUCCGAGAGGAUCGUCUCCCUUGCUGUGGUUGCGGUUCUGGCUGGUUCAUGUUCCUUAUUGGUUUCUUUCUUGCUACCAUCCCAUGGUACAUUGCUGCGUUCAUUCUGAUCUGCGGCGAAGUUCGUCGCCGUGAGAGACCAGGAUACAUCGCCUGCACAAUUGCAGCUCUUUGUGUUACAGUUGUAUUUACUUAUGUUCUGUGCCGUCUCCUUCCUCAUCUGAUUCCGUUGAUCAUGAGUUUGUUUGGAAUCUAGACUCUUAAUGGGCCAUCAAUAUAUGAAUGUAUGUCUUAUAUAUCUUAAGUGAUGAAUAAUUUGUGCUUGGGCACACAGCUUCAAUCUUGUAAUAUGUUAUAUUUAUAUUGUUAAUAUAAUUGUAUUGUAUGUGUAUGUAUGUUUUCAAUUGUAUGUUAUGAAGA
Molecule: messenger RNA, 569 nt
Organism: Ipomoea nil (Japanese morning glory)
Lineage: Eukaryota; Viridiplantae; Streptophyta; Magnoliopsida; Solanales; Convolvulaceae
Product: 60S ribosomal protein L18a-like protein
Exons: 5
Coding region: 25-405 (126 amino acids)
Source: RefSeq, a predicted model, not a curated record